Molecule: messenger RNA, 459 nt
Organism: Vanessa tameamea
Lineage: Eukaryota; Metazoa; Arthropoda; Insecta; Lepidoptera; Nymphalidae
Product: bifunctional endo-1,4-beta-xylanase XylA-like
Exons: 1
Coding region: 1-459 (152 amino acids)
Source: RefSeq, a predicted model, not a curated record
AUGGAACGGAAUGGAACGGAAUGGAACGGAAUGGAACGGAAUGGAAUGGAACGGAAUGGAACGGAAUGGAACGGAAUGGAAAGGAAUGGAUCGGAAUGGAACGGAAUGGAACGGAAUGGAAAGGAAUGGAUCGGAAUGGAACGGAAUGGAACGGAAUGGAACGGAAUGGAACGGAAUGGAACGGAAUGGAACGGAAUGGAACGGAAUGGAACGGAAUGGAACGGAAUGGAACGGAAUGGAACGAAAUUGAACGGAAUGGAACGGAAUGGAACGGAAUGGAACGGAAUGGACCGGAAUGGAACGGAAUGGAACGGAAUGGAACGGAAUGGAACGGAAUGGAACGGAAUGGAACGGAAUGGAACGGAAUGGAACGGAAUGGAACGGAAUGGAACGGAAUGGAACGGAAAGGAACGGAAUGGAACGGAAUCAAACGAAAUGGCACGGAUUGGAAUAGAAUAA